ACGGCCUGCUCCGCUCCAGGAAGGCCACCUCCUCCUCCCCCUCCCCCUUCUGCUGUCACCACUCACUGCUCUAGCCUCCAGGGGGUGGGGACCCCAGAGCCGGACACACCCCACCUGGCCCCACAACUCAGCCAGCCAGACAGACUCACGGUCGGACGCAGGACCCCAGAGCCUGGGGUGGGCAGUGUGCCAGGGUCCCACGAAGCCUCUUCAAGCCCUGUCCAGGCCAUGGGCAUCAAGACGGCGCUGCCCGCAGCUGAGCUCGGCCUCUACUCCCUGGUGCUGAGCGGGGCCCUGGCUUAUGCUGGCCGAGGGCUCCUGGAGGCGUCCCAAGAUGGGGCCCACAGGAAGGCCUUCCGUGAGUCUGUGCGGCCUGGCUGGGAGUACCUGGGCCGGAAGAUGGAUGUGGCUGACUUCGAGUGGGUGAUGUGGUUCACCAACUUCCGGAACAUCAUCGUCUUUGCCCUCUCGGGACACGUGCUGUUUGCCAAACUCUGCACCAUGGUGGCUCCCCAGCUCCGCUCCUGGAUGUAUGCUGUGUACGGAGUCCUGGCUGUGGCGGGCACAAUGGGCCCGUGGUACCUGCUGCUGCUGCUAGGCCACUGUGUGGGCCUCUAUGUGGCCUCACUCCUGGGCCAGCCCUGGCUGUGCCUUGCCCUUGGUCUGGCCAGCCUUGCCUCCUUCAAGAUGGACCCCCUCAUUUCUUGGCAGAGCGGGCUGGUCACGGGCACCUUUGAGCUUCAAGACGUGCUGUUCCAGGGGGGCAGCGGCUUCACGGUGCUGCGAUGCACCAGCUUCGCGCUGGAGAGCUGCGCCCGCCCUGAGCGCCGCUACUCCCUGGCCGACCUGCUCAAGUACAAUUUCUACCUGCCCUUCUUCUUCUUCGGGCCCAUCAUGACCUUCGACCGCUUUCACGCUCAGGUGAGCCAGGACCCCGUGCGGCCCCAGGGCGAGCUGUGGCGCAUCCAGGCGCAGGCGGGGCUCAGCGCGGCGGCCGUCGUGACGGUGGACAUCUUCUUCCACUUCUUCUACAUCCUCACCAUCCCCAGUGACCUCAAGUUUGCCAGCCGCCUCCCAGACAGUGCUCUUGCUGGCCUGGCCUACUCAAACCUGGUGUAUGACUGGGUGAAGGCAGCCGUGCUCUUCGGGGUCGUCAACACCGUGGCGCGACUGGACCACCUGGACCCGCCUCAGCCUCCGAAGUGUAUCACCGCCCUCUACGUCUUCGGGGAAACGCACUUCGACCGCGGCAUCAAUGACUGGCUUUGCAAGUAUGUGUAUGACCACAUUGGUGGGGACCAUUCGGCCGUGAUUCUGGAGCUGGCCGCCUCCGUGGCCACGUUUGUGGUCACCACCCUGUGGCUCGGUCCUUGCGACAUUGUGUACCUGUGGUCUGUCCUCAACUGCUUCGGCCUCAACUUUGAGCUGUGGGUGCAGAAGCUGGCGGAGCACUGGCCGCUGGCACAGAUGGAGGCCUGGCUAUCGGAGCAGAUGUCUCGGAGGGUCCGGGCCCUCUUCGGGGCUGUAAACUUCUGGGCCAUCGUCAUGUACAACCUCGUGAGCCUGAACAGCCUUGAGUUCACGGAGCUGGUGGCCCGACGCCUGAUACUCACAGGCUUCCCCCAGACCACGCUGGCCAUCUGGUUUGUCACCUACUGUGGUGUCCAGCUGGUAAAGGAGCGGGAGAGAACCCUGGCGCUGGAGGAAGAGCAGAGGAAGGACAAAGAGAAGCUGGAGUAG
Molecule: messenger RNA, 1740 nt
Organism: Psammomys obesus (fat sand rat)
Lineage: Eukaryota; Metazoa; Chordata; Mammalia; Rodentia; Muridae
Gene: Hhatl
Product: hedgehog acyltransferase like
Exons: 12
Coding region: 229-1740 (503 amino acids)
Biological process (GO): negative regulation of N-terminal protein palmitoylation
Cellular component (GO): endoplasmic reticulum
Molecular function (GO): acyltransferase activity
Source: RefSeq, a predicted model, not a curated record